Messenger RNA from Penicillium brevicompactum, 981 nucleotides. RefSeq names its product isocitrate lyase/PEP mutase family protein. The transcript has 3 exons. NCBI's taxonomy places the organism in Eukaryota, Fungi, Ascomycota, Eurotiomycetes, Eurotiales, Aspergillaceae. The record is from RefSeq and is a predicted model, not a curated record. Gene Ontology annotation, molecular function: catalytic activity. Bases 1 to 981 code for a protein of 326 amino acids.
AUGACCAUCACUAUCACUGUCGAGAAGGACGGAUACUACGAGGUCAAUGGCGCAAGGCAAGAGCCCACUGUGUCCCUAUACGUGAUACCCGCAGCCUCCAAGCUGCGCCGCAUGCUCAAAGACACCAAAGACUUGAUCGUGUGCCCUGGUGUUUACGAUGGACUCUCCGCUCGCAUUGCCAUGGAGGUUGGCUUCAAGGGUCUAUACAUGACUGGCGCUGGAACUACCGCGUCACGCCUGGGAAUGGCAGAUCUUGCUCUGGCACAACUUCAUGACAUGAAGACCAAUGCCGAAAUGAUCGCGAACCUGGAUCCAUUUGGCCCACCUCUGAUCGCAGACAUGGACACCGGCUACGGUGGCCCCUUGAUGGUGUCAAAGGCUGUUCAGCAGUACAUCCAGGCCGGUGUGGCCGGCUUCCACAUUGAGGACCAAAUCCAGAACAAGCGAUGUGGCCACCUUGCCGGAAAGAAGGUCGUUGGCCUCGACGAGUACCUGACACGCAUUCGCGCCGCGAAGUUGACCAAGGACCGGCUGCACUCUGACAUUGUCUUGAUCGCCCGAACCGACGCGCUUCAGCAGCAUGGCUACGAUGAAUGCAUUCGCCGACUGAAAGCCGCCAGAGAGAUUGGUGCCGAUGUCGGACUGCUCGAAGGUUUCACCUCCAAAGAGCAAGCUCGACAGGCAGUGCAGGACCUGGCACCAUGGCCUCUCCUUCUCAACAUGGUAGAGAAUGGAGCUAGCCCCCUUAUCACCACCAAAGAGGCCGAGGAGAUGGGAUUCAGGAUCAUGAUCUUUUCCUUCGCUACGAUUACACCGGCCUACCAAGGCAUCAGGGCUACCCUUCAGCGACUCAAGACAGAAGGGGUCGUCGGCACUCCCGAGGGACUGGGACCCAAGACAAUCUUCGAUGUCUGUGGGCUGAUGGAGGCCAUGAAAGUAGAUACGGAGUCUGGAGGUGAUGGCUUUGUUGAUGGUGUUUAA